AAAAAAAAUUAUAUUGGAAUUUUAAGAAAAAGAAAUAGGGAAAGUCCUUUUCUCUUUUGGGUCUUUGGAAAUUGGCCAUUGGGCAUGUAGGCGUAGGAAAUGAAAUAGAGUGUUAAUUUGGUGAGCAACGCAGGCGGAGUGGGAGUGGGAGUGGGAGUGGGAGACUCCAUUUGUGAAGGCUCAAAUCAAAUCUACACUAGUCAGUUUGGAGAUGAGAGUGUAAACUUCAGUUAGCAGCAGCAGCUUUCUUAUUCAAAUGGCUUUUGUUCUUAGAAAAAUUCAACAGGUUGUAAAAAGUCUUGGAAAAAAUAGAAAAUUUGCUAAGGAUCCAAGGAAAUUGCAAUAUGAGGUAGACAUGAACCGCCUGUUCUUAUAUACCAGUUUCAAUCGUUUGGGAAAGAAUGCUGAAGAGGCAGAUGUAGAUGAGAUCAUAGACAUGGCAAGUAAAUUCUCUUUUCCUGAUCAGGAGAAGCUUGUCCAAGAAACUGUUCAUUCUCAAAUUAAAAGCUUUUGCGAGAAAAUGGAUAAAAUUCUUGUUGACAUGGAUAAGAGAAAUGAGCCAAGUGAAUCACGUCAACGGUCAGAUGUGGCUUCUGGCCGUAGUGGCCUUAGUUUGGCUAUCGGGAGGAACACCUCAUCAAUUAAUCAUCCAGAUGUACCUAAAACUAAGCCAUUAAGACGAGCUGAAGUGUCUCAGAAAAUCAGAGAUCUUUUGGGCUACACACUUGAAAUCAAACCUUCCCAGAUACCUCACAAGGAAGCAGGACAAGGUUUAUUUUUGAAUGGUGAAGCUGAUGUUGGUAAUGUGGUUGCCAUCUACCCUGGUGUAAUCUACUCUCCUGCCUAUUACCGCUACAUUCCUGGGUACCCAAGGGUUGAUGCGAAAAACCCAUAUCUAAUCACAAGAUAUGAUGGGAAUGUGAUCAAUGCUCAACCUUGGGGUUUGGGGGAUGAAACCUGUGAAGUUUGGAAUGCCUUAACCAUUCCAAAAAUCAGCGCCAAUGUGCAAAGUGAUGAGAAAGGUUCGGAUAGGUUGUGGAAACUACUAAGUAAGCCUUUGGAAGGAAAACGAGUGGAUUAUGGUGGUGAUGUUGUAGAUCGGAGAAAUCCAUUAGCUUUUGCUCAUUAUGCCAACCACCCUGCCAAGGGUGUUGCCCCAAACGUUAUGAUUUGCCCUUAUGACUUCCCAUUGACUGAAAAGGACAUGCGGGUUUAUAUUCCCAAUGUUGUUUUUGGAAGUUCAGAAGACACAACAAAUAUGAAGAGGUUUGGCAGCUUUUGGUUCAAAUAUGGGAGUUCAAUAAAUACUGGAUCUGAUGUUCCCUUUCUGAGAACUCUUGUCUUGGUGGCUACGAGAGCUCUUUCCAACGAGGAAGUACUUUUGAACUACAGGUUAAGCAACUUGAAGCGUCGGCCAGAAUGGUACACUCCUGUUGAUGAAGAGGAAGACAAGAGAAGAUGGAGCUAAUUUUUCGGGGUCUGUAAUCUGUUUUACUCUUUGUAGCAUGGCCUUCCUUAGGUACUUCAGACUAGGGAUUACCCGCUUUAACGGCUCAAAAGCUCCCCAAAUAUUGUGGGAGCAGAAUUUUUUUCUGAGGCAGUUUUUACUUGUUUUGCAAUAAUCAUUCUUACAUCUAGAUGUCAAGGCAGUAGCUCGUCUGAUUGUCUAAAUUUUGUUUGUUUGUCAAUAACAAUCCACAUCUUGGAUUCUAGAAUGGUCAAAAAAGAUUUAGAUGGUGUGCGUACCAUUGGAUGUUACAUUACUUCAUACUUGAGUUAUGGAUAAUAGUACUGGGAAAAAACUCCAAUUGCUGGCCCCUCAUGGAUGUUACGACUUGUUUUCAUGAA
This is a messenger RNA of Cannabis sativa, 1848 nucleotides long. RefSeq lists its product as uncharacterized. The record is from RefSeq and is a predicted model, not a curated record. Bases 257 to 1468 code for a protein of 403 amino acids. Lineage: Eukaryota; Viridiplantae; Streptophyta; Magnoliopsida; Rosales; Cannabaceae. The transcript has 4 exons.